Heterostelium album PN500 is the source of this 2028-nucleotide messenger RNA. RefSeq names its product PSP proline-rich domain-containing protein (gene sf3b2). Gene Ontology annotation, cellular component: U2-type spliceosomal complex; precatalytic spliceosome; U2 snRNP. Bases 1 to 2028 code for a protein of 675 amino acids. Gene Ontology annotation, biological process: mRNA splicing, via spliceosome. Lineage: Eukaryota; Evosea; Eumycetozoa; Acytosteliales; Acytosteliaceae. The record is from RefSeq and is a predicted model, not a curated record. The transcript has 8 exons.
AUGACUAAAGAUGACAAUGGUGCAUUAGUGGAGACCGGUGUCAACAAAGCUGACGAAAGAAAGAAAGCAAAACAUCAAAAGAAGAAAGAACAGAAAAAGAGACAGAAACAAAAGAAAAUAUCACAACUUCAAGAUCAAUCAAAUAACAAUACCAGCAAUAGUAGUAGUAAUAAUAAUAAUAAUAACAAUAAUCGUAAAAAACAAGAAAAUGGAAAUGGUAUACAUAAAGAUAAUAUAGAAAAUAAUGCAAAUGGUGAUGAUCAUGUAGAUGAAGAUAUGGGAGAACAAGAAGAAGAAUUUUUAAUCGAUGAAAGUGAUCCUACAUUCGAGUUGUAUAAUAAAUUGCUAAAACAUUUCGAUAAUCCUACUGGAUACUCUGAGGAAGACGAACAGCAAAAGGAACAAGAUAAAGCAGAACAAGAAGAAGAACAACAAAAGGAAAUAGCAAUCAAAGAAGAACCAAAAGACAUUGAUGAUAAUGGAGAAUCGGAUGAAGAGGAAAAUGAUAACGACAAACCAUCAAAGAUGUCAAACAGAGAGAGAAAGAGACAACAAAAGUUAAAUCUACCAAUAUUGAAACAAUUGGUAGAUAGACCAGAUAUUGUAGAGUUACAUGAUACUAAUUCACCAAAUCCAUCAUUUUUGAUAUCGAUGAAAUCAACGAGAAACUCAGUGUCAGUACCAACACAUUGGUGUCAAAAGAGAAAGUAUUUACAGGGCAAGCGUGGAUAUGUAAAGCAGCCAUUUGAAUUGCCAGAGUUUAUUGCUGCAACUGGUAUCACAAAGAUCAGAGAAGCACUACUCGAGAAAUCAGCACAACAAAAGACAAAGACAAAACAACGUGAACGUCUACAACCAAAGAUGCGAACUAUGAAUAUCGAUUAUCACGUGCUGAGAGACGCAUUCUUUAUACAUCAGACUAAACCAAAGCUGUGCAUCCAGGGUGAGUUGUACUACGAGGGCAAAGAGUUUGAGGUUUCCAUCAAAAAGACGAAACCCGGUGUGCUCUCUGAAGAUCUGCGUCGUGCACUCGGAAUGGCCGACAACUACCCACCACCAUGGUUGAUUCACAUGCAGACACACGGACCACCUCCAUCCUAUCCCAACCUAAAGGUUCAGGGUGUGAACGCACCUAUCCCCGAAGGCGCACAAUAUGGAUUCCACGCCGGUGGCUGGGGUAAGCCACCUGCCGACCUCCAACAGCAAUACGCCAACGCCAACUCACAUACCAAUGCCAUUAUCGACUCGCUCACUGCACCCGUAGAGAAAGAACACUGGGGUGAGUUGUUGGCUGAAGAGGAAUACGAAGAGGAGCAACAAGAAGACGAAGAGGAUGUCGAUCAACAGGAAGACGAAGAACCAGAGGAAUCUGAUAUCUCUGAGGGUAUCUCAUCAGUUCCAUCUGGAUUGGAAACUCCAGAUACAAUUGAUAUCAAGAAAGGAAGACAACAACAACAAGAUGCAGGUCAACCACGUCAACUCUAUCAAGUUCUAGAUCAAACUUCGAGAACAAUUGGAUCAGGUAUUAUGGAAUCAAAUUAUAAAUAUAAUGUACCCUCUACAAUUAAAACGUCGACAACUACAACCACUCCGGGCAGAGGUAGCAAUAAGGUUGAUAUUAUAAAGAGUCAGAGAUCAGCACCAGUCGACAUUACAUUCAAUCCAUCGGAACUCGAAGAUAUGAAUGAACUCGAUGAAGAUUUACUCAAGAAAAAGUAUGAACAAGCUGUCGCUGCCGAAAAAGGACCACAAAAACCAAAAGAAGAUUUAUCAAAUGUCGCUGAUGAUCAUAAAAAGAGGAAGAUAAGAUCAAACUUACUUGAAAGAACAGCAAAGAACAAUUCUGGAUUAUCAACCAUCAUUUUUAUUUUUACCUUUACAAAAAAGGUAUAUUACAAACAUGUUUCAACUAUUCUUAGAAUUUCAAAAAAGAAUAAGAACGAUAUGAUUCUUAUCAAAUCGAUAUUUCUAAGAAAUAAUAAUUUGCGAAUGCAUUUAAGUCGUGUUUCAUCGGAAUUAAUAAUAUAA